AUGGUAGUUCACCCUAGACUGGCGGGUCAAAAAUCCAUCUCGGCGACGAUUAUCUUAUCGCCUCGAAAACUGAAGAUUUCACCGAAUGAUACUGCGCCUUCAACCGUGAUAUGCUGUCGGCGAUUGAGGGAAUUCAUUCGCGUAGCAAAAAGAGCCAUUGAGUUGCACGUCGCGUCUGUGCGUCUGGAGACCUUCAAUUCAUCCCUCUUGGAGCUUUCUCAAUCCGUGAACCAAAUGGCGGAACAGGAAUAUGCCAAUGUCUCAGCCAGUGCUACAGAUCUCAUGAACGCUUUUACCCGCUCCGGUAACAGUAGACGCAUCUCCAAUAGCAACCCCGCCAAGACGAGAAUGAGUUCAGUCAGGGGAAUUUGCGAGGGCUUAAGACAGGGCCUCUCCCUCGUCUCCCGAACGAACACCCUUCUUUCCAGUGAAUUUGGUGAAUUCGCACCCCUCCCAACCAAAACUUACCGUCACACGCUGAUAGUAGUCUCUGUGCUGAUUGCAGCGAGUCAUAUUGUAAAUUCUGGUCUUCUCCUUCUUUCUCAAUCCGAUUUAACCCGGUAUACACACGCUGAGCUUUGGGAGAUAACGCGGGGGAUGGAGGAAUUAAGCAUGCUCACAGAACAAGUUCAGGAGCAGUUGGAUGAGAAAAAACAGUUUCAACUUCGUCGUCUGCUCCUAGACGAAUGUCCCUUCAGUAGUGUCAACGUGCCUCUUGAGCAGCGUCUGUCAGAACUCUCCCUUCUCACCGACCCGAUUGAUAGCUUGAGACCAGCCUCUGUCGGUCACAUAAUCUAUCUCCUUGCUCGCUAUCGCUCUUCAGCUCUAGCUCGUAUUCUUGCUGGAGACCUACUACAGGCUUUGGGAUGUCCUGAAGGUAGAAUUGACUUUCUCACUGAGGUGGUUCGAAAGGAGUACGAGUUUUGCUCCAACUUUCUCGACGUUAUGACCCAGUCAACAGAGUUGUUGCGGAACCUUCGCCGAGCUCAGGAGACUGUGGAUGCACAUCCUAGGAGUAUCCUGCAUCAGAUGUGCCCCAUCAGUUCUGUCCAACGCACAAACUCUAGGAUCUGUCGAAAAAGCGUUCACAUCAGCAAGACUGAAUCAAUUGACAAAUUCAUUUCCACGUUUUCCGAGAAACCCUCCAAGGAGGCCAAACCGUCUGCUCUGAUUGAGGAAGGCGAUGAAGACAGAGGCGAGAAACACCAAAAGAAAGUUGUCCAUUGGAGUGACUACUACGAGGUUCCACUAAGACAUCAGGUUGUGGGGCGCUACCUGCAACUCACAUGGUUAGGCAUUAGUGAGGAAUUGGAUGGACUCUUACAGGUGGUUCACCCUACUGACUUGACUGGGACUUCAAAGGCUUCUCCUCCUUGGCCUCUGCUGAGCAAACACCAGGUUCGUCAGCUAAUCAGUAGACUUCAGGAAUUUGGAACAAGAGAUGGCCUUCCUUUGGCAAUAAAGAAUGGCAUUUACCGACAAGCGGAGCGAGUGAGGCUAAAUGCUGACAUUCAUGAUUGGCUCGCCUGGCGUCCAGACAAAUGGAUUUCUGAGGCUGGCGACAAAGAUGUGUUUUACACACCUCUUGGACAGGUUUUCAAGAAUUUCUUCACCGAACUGCUGAAGAGCAGACUAAUUGAGGUCGAAGAGCUCCUGAAACGACUUUCCGAGAAUGCUCGCAAGUGUUUUGAGCGACUUGGACUGAAUAAAGAGCCAACGAGCCAGCAGGUUGAGUUUUCACAUCGACUACUGCGCCUCCAUUUGAGUCAGUGUUUCCGCGUAUUAGACAAAUUUCUCGCAGGAAUUUUGCAAGGAUUUCAACGAAUCAUUAUUGGGGCCCAGUCUCAUCUCGAAUCUGCCCCUACCGUUACAGAAAUCGCCUUUAAAGCCUGCCAUCAUCUAAACCUAUGUCUUUCAUUGCUUGACUUACUUCGAUUUGCAUUGGAAUACUUCGCAUCAUUCCGGGGAGAAUCGGAUAACCCUCGACUGAUUGCAGAGGUCGUUAGUUCAACUUUCGAGGAGGAAUUUAUUGCACACCGAUUGGUCGACUUAGAGGGGGUGGAUGGUCAAAUGGCUCUGUGCGCGGCUCAUUCCCGAUUUUGGACGGAUUUGGCUUUACAACAAUCUUUUGUACUCAAUCGAGAAUUGACGAAUGCCGAUGGUCCGAAUGUGGCGGAAAUUGAGAGAAUUUGUGGAGUCCUUCUCAAAGUUGUAGAAAAUUUUCAUCGAUUUGACCUUAUUGGACAUAAUAGUCUAACUGGCAGUGACUAUAGUGCAUCAGAAGUCGGUACAAAUGGAAUCCGGUGCCCGGAGUUGAACGCCAAGCUUGCAUCGACCAUCGCACAGACUACCUUAGCUUGUUUAGAGCGUGGAUUCUCGGCGAAUGUAAGCGCCAAUGCCGUGAGCCGAAUUAAUUCUAUUCAGUGCCUCCUGGCAAAAUUACUGGCAUUCAUUGAUCACAUUGAGGUUUCCGAAUUCAUAAGUUCGGAGAAGCAAAACCUUCUUUCCCGAUGCAUAUCCCUUGUGGAUAGAUUGCAACCCAAAAGAAUGGAAUGCUGUGCCGGUGGUGGUUCGGGAAACCGCUCUUCCUCACAGACAAGAUCAAGGGAUGCGGUAAAUCGUUUGCAACAGUACUUUUCUGAGAAUGUGCUCAUUCCCCUGCACAACUCAACGCCCUUCUCAACCCUCGAGACUCUCUCCGCAAAUGUCAGAGCCUACUUCCACACCGAGAACAUUGUCUCCCGACCCUUUGGCUCAUCAACUAAGGACCUAUCCAAUAAGAGAUGA
Messenger RNA from Echinococcus granulosus, 2787 nucleotides. RefSeq lists its product as hypothetical. The transcript is spliced from 8 exons. NCBI's taxonomy places the organism in Eukaryota, Metazoa, Platyhelminthes, Cestoda, Cyclophyllidea, Taeniidae. The record is from RefSeq and is a predicted model, not a curated record. Bases 1 to 2787 code for a protein of 928 amino acids.